Molecule: messenger RNA, 474 nt
Organism: Striga asiatica
Lineage: Eukaryota; Viridiplantae; Streptophyta; Magnoliopsida; Lamiales; Orobanchaceae
Source: the annotation of a GenBank genome assembly
AUGAGAAGCUUCAUUUGGGCCUCAUACACAGGAUCCUGCUCGAUCAGCCUCCCUCAGAAAUAUAGUGUGCGCGUACCCCUUUGUCGACAGAUAAAACUUUCCCAGAAACAAAUCCCUCACGUUCAAGUCCAUCCCAAACCACUUCCUAAAAUGACUGAUCUUCUCCACCUCAACCAGGCUCAGGAACUGGUGCACGAUCCCCACUGCCCUUUUUUCCGUCCUCCUCAUCCUCGUCUCUGCCACUCUUUGACUUUGGCCUUGAAAUCCUUACUUCAGCCGCAUCCCAGGCGGGUAUCCUUGCUUGAAACCAUACAUUUUAAUUUGGGCUACAAUGCUACAAUCCUCUUUGCAAUAUUCUAUGGCCUGCCACCUGUCGACAGCAGGAACCAAACAAUCUUUAAAUUCAUCACUAUCUUUGAGCACCAGAAUGUCGGUAUUGGGCUCGUUUUCAUCUUCAAGAGAGAGAACGUCUGA